AAUGUGGUCGUAACAGCAAUGUGCGGCGCGACGUGACCCGUCUUAUCAGCAAAACAACCUCAAACCUGAAGAGCAACAUGAAUUCCAGCAGGAUAGAUGCAGAACUUGAUGGAGUGUUUCUGGAGAACUACACCAUCGACUAUACAGACUAUGAGUACAAGCCGGAUGAGGAGUUUGCAAAGGGAAAAGCUGUGUGGAUCCCAGUUGUGUACUUCUUGAUAACAAUUGUAGGUCUUCUUGGAAACGGUUUGAUUGUGGCCGUCCUUGCUCAGAAGCGGAAAGCUUGGAGAACGUCCGACGUUCUUGUGCUUAACCUGUGUGUGGUGGACAUCCUGCUGCUGCUGACCCUGCCUGUGUGGGCAGUACAGGCCACUAUAAGUGUCAGCAAUCCUCCCUGCAGGUUCAUCGCGGCCGUUUUUAAUAUCAACUACUUCUUUGGAUUCUUGCUACUGGUCUGCAUCAGUUUGGAUCUUUAUCUGUCCAUCAUCCACACAAAGGGCCUGUUCUUCCUCAAUACUCCGUGCAACGCUCAGAUCGGCUGCGCGGUGGCCUGGCUGGCCGCUCUGCUCCUCACCAUCCCAGAUUUGGGUGCCACCGAGGUUAAAAAAGCUCCAGUGGAGGUGGAUAGAACCCUGUGUGUUCCCAGCUUUUAUCUUCCCGACUGGCAGCGACCAUCGCGCCUGAUUCAUCACCUCCUGAGCCUUGCAGGCGUCCUGGUCGUCUGCUUCUCCAGCGGCCUUCUCUGGGUUCAGCAGAGCAGUAAAAGUCUCAUAAAGCGGAAGAGCGUGAAGAUCGUUCAGCUGCUGGCUGCUGUUUUCAUGCUCUGCUGGAUUCCCUACAGCGUCGUCCUCCUGGUGGACACUGCCCGGGGCAGCGAGAAGAACCCUGAGGAAAGUGGCAGCUCGCAGAACAAAAGUCUGGCAGUCACCGCGGCCCUUGGCUGCCUUCACGCCUGCCUUCGACCACUGCUCUAUCUCAGCCUCUGCAAAAAAUUUAGAAAUCAGGCCCUUGCGACCCUCCGGUGCAAAAGGACAGAAUUCAAAGGCUCCAUGUGGGAGUUGGGCGUCGGCGAGAGCCCUUUGGUGUGCCAGAAUGUUGACAAGGACGAGAUCAAGCAGUUUACAGUCGAAAAUCAGGUCAAGUCAACCUAGUGCCGAUGCCUCAUGUGACAAUUGGUGACAAAAGGGAAUUUUACAGCCAGAAAUGGAUCAGGAUUACUCAGUAGCGGUGCUUCAUGAAUGUGUAUAAAUGGGCCUGUCACAUGAAGGUCAGGCUCCUUCACUUUCCUCUGAAUCAGGAAGUAGUUCCGUAGUCUCCUCUUUAACAUUAUGUAUCCACUAUACACUUGGAGACAGGGUCUGUUGGGUGACCUUUUCUGUACUUUUUUGUUUUAUAUAUUUCAAAAUAAAUGAUAUAGUUAUGCGAUAGGUGAAGCAAUGCAGUGCGGUACAAGCUACUCAUGAGCCCUGUGGCAUUUAAAGAAAGUUGAGGUAGUGGACGACAAUCGCCCAGGACAGGGAGAGAUGGAUGAGACUUGUCUUUUCACACGAGGAGUUAUUUUCAAUGUUACGAGAGGAAUUGAGGCCGCCUAAUGUAUACUGUGUAGGCCACCAUUUAACUGCCAAACCCGAAGCGAGUUGAAGAAACUACGAUGAAGAAGGUGGUGAGAAAAUGGACUGUGUGAUGUGAAUCAAAAAAAAAGAAAAAAGGGUUCAGAAAACGGACGGUUGUUUUGAGGAUUUUUUGUUGCCAGGGUGAGUCAGGGUGCACAUGUUUGAGUGGGCAAUUGUCUGAAGCUGAAUUUAGUUGUAUCUACGUACCCACCUGAAAUAUUGUCUUCUGUAUUCUCUACAGUAGCUGGUUUGUCAGGUUGUCGGGGGCUCCGUUAUUUGACUCCUUCUUUACACCACAGAGUACCAACCUUUGAAACGGACCAACACUGAACCGUGUGAAGUGGAGUCAUCUCAGUUGAAAGCGUGCAAAAUUGUUAUCAGCCAACAAUCGCUCCGUGAUUCGAUCAAGGAUACAAGCAACUGAAAUGAUUUCCCUUCACAUGGUUGAGCUCAGUCAUCUGCCGGAGGCUCGGAGUAGAUCAGCUGUUUCUCAAUUGGGAAAUGUGUCAGUGAAGGUUGAACAGAUAUAUCUUUUUUUAUUUUUAUUUUUAACUGAGUAGGAGGACACGUCAGUGCACUCUGAAAUGAUGAGGUCACAAUGUCAAGUAUCAGUUCAUUUGUGUCGUACUCUGAGAACAUUGUGAGCGUUUUACUCUCAAAAAGGACUGACCUUUUUGCUGUAUGUGUCAUGUGACUGCUCACCAGCCCUGUCAGACUGACGCAAUGUUUCCUAUAGCAGUGGAAUUAUGUGUGAUGACAAAUAGCUAUUCACACUUGAGGAAGGCGUUUAUGUCACUAUUAUAAAUACGUUUAUUGGAAUUUUGCUUAUUUAUUUUUCAACAAAGUGGAAGGGUGGUUACAAUCUAACAUCUGAAAAACAUGACUUUCUGUUUUUCAGUUCGCCGCAACUGUUUAAACAUGGUCAUGUGCACACUUUCGACUGGAGUUUCUGUUUGGUUAAUUCAGUCACUCACUCAGCAGUGACAAGUUUAACAAGUUAUUAUUGGAGCUGUGUGACUAUAACUGGUCUGUUACUUUGCUUGUGAAUUGAAAGAAAAGUUUUGAAAUGUGUGGUCAGUUUAAAGGUGUAAGUGAGAUGUUUAAAUUUUGAUAGUUCGAAAUCCCGUCCGACAAAAGUCUAGUGCCAAAAUGUGUUUCUUAUUGUUUAGCAUUUCAUUUUAGAAUGAAUCAAGUCUGGUUUUCUAGUGAGGGCUGCAAGGUUUAGAUGUAAACCUUUUAAAGAACUGCGGGUAAUAAUAAUUGGAAUUGUUGACCUGCACACCCACAGUCAGUUCUUGUUUGUGUUGGAUCCAUUGCAAAUGAUCUGGUAUUCUAAAUAAGAAAUCAAUGUAGGAGAUAGAAGAUAUCCGACAAUAUAGAGGACGGGGCUCAUAACUCGCCAGUUACAGAUUCAAAAACCCAAUUGCUAUCAUGUCGUGAAUACGUUCGUCUCAUUUAUACCGAUUACUUCUGCCUGGAAGCACGGAGUGUAUCAGGAACCUUAUAAAAUGUCCAAAAACCAGUGUAAGCUCGACAAAUCUAUUUGUGUAAACAACUCUCUGCUUCUAAUUCAGCAUUGCACUUUUGUUUGUACCACUCUUUGAUGUUUUUUAAUCAUUAUUUUAUGUGGCAUCACUUCCACAAAAGUGAAUACUCUUACUUUGAAUUGUGUUUUUUAACUUUGCUUUUUAUCUGUCAUAUUCACAAGUGUGUAUGUGGAAUUAUAUACAGGGGAAUUGAUGCUCCAGUUUUUGGCGCUUACACAAUCAUUGUUCUACAAAUGACAUUUAUGAGAUGAAUGUUACUUUAUGUUUCCAUCAGUAUUGCUACAUGUGCUUGAAAACACGCAUAGACUUUGGUGUGGUUGACAUGUUUUUCUAUUAA
Messenger RNA from Synchiropus splendidus (mandarinfish), 3497 nucleotides. Its product is annotated as C-X-C chemokine receptor type 3-like. The coding region runs from base 78 to 1151 and encodes 357 amino acids. NCBI's taxonomy places the organism in Eukaryota, Metazoa, Chordata, Actinopteri, Syngnathiformes, Callionymidae. Gene Ontology annotation, molecular function: G protein-coupled receptor activity. The transcript is spliced from 3 exons. Gene Ontology annotation, biological process: immune response; G protein-coupled receptor signaling pathway. Gene Ontology annotation, cellular component: membrane. The record is from RefSeq and is a predicted model, not a curated record.